Rubroshorea leprosula is the source of this 2116-nucleotide messenger RNA. The record is from the annotation of a GenBank genome assembly. Lineage: Eukaryota; Viridiplantae; Streptophyta; Magnoliopsida; Malvales; Dipterocarpaceae.
CCCAAUUGUUAGGGCAUAGCAGCUAGCUACCCAAUCUGCUGCCAUGAAAUCGGGAGGACUACAAGGCUUUCAAUUACAGAGAAAGAGAAAGGGGAAGAAGCUUGUAAUAGAGAAGAUGACACAUCAGGUUAGCUUUGAAGCAGAUCUGGCUCAAGCAGUGGCAGGUGACUCCAUUAAUGACAACAAUAUCCAGAAUUGCAAUAAGGGUAUCAUAGUGAAAGACAACAUCAGAGACACAGAAGCUUUAUGGAAUCGAAUUAAGGAUCUGGGGGUCUCAACAACAGGGGAUGAAAUACCGGUGCUGCGCAAGCUUGAGGAGAUGGAAUUGCGAGAUAAAGGGGUUGGGAGGUUGUGGGAAAAAGAGAGAAGUGCGGGAGCUGCAAAGUGGAAAGAGCAUGAUAUUAAAGGAUGGGGUGGGUUCAUUUUAAAGGAGAAAAUGAAGAGAACAAAGGAAUUUCUGCGAGAGUGGUCAAAGGCAUCCCUCCAAGAAGUGGAUAGGAAGAUUGAUGAAGCCAGGGAGAUGAUAAAUAGGAUAGAUGGCAAAGGGGAUAAUGACAGCUUAACAGAUGAAGAUAUUCUACUUAGAAAAUGCCAACACACUGAGUUGUUAAAGAACAUGCAAAUGAAAGAAGAGAUGGCUCAGCAGAGAGCACGAAAAAUGUGGUUGAAAACAAGAGACGCUAACACCAGAUACUUCCAUAAUUCUAUUAAGGGGAGAUGGCGCAGGAAUGAAAUUAAUGAAAUAUCCAUAGGAGGCAAGGUAGUGAAGCAAGUGGAAGAUAUUAAAGAAGGUAUCAUGAAGUACUAUGCAAGCUUGUUUAUUGAUGAAGGAUGGAAGAGGCCAACUUUAGAGGGGGUGAACUUCAAGUCAAUAUCAGAGGCAGACAGAUGUAUGCUCACACAACCGUUCACUGAAGAUGAAGUGAAAUUGGCAGUCUGGAAUUGUGACAGCUCCAAAGCACCAAGCCCAGAUGGGUUUAGCUUCGGCUUGUUAAAGAAUGAAUGGGAGGUGAUAAAAACAGAUGUCAUGAAGUUCCUCACAGAUUUCCAUAAAAAUGGCAGAUUGGUAAGGGGAUCAAAUGCCUCAUUUCUCGUCUUAAUACCAAAGACAGAAAAUCCCCAAGGCAUAGAGGAGUAUAGACUUAUCUCUCUAAUUGGAUGCACUUACAACAUUCUGGCCAAAUUGUUAGCAAAUAGACUCAGCAAGAGAAUGGGCUUCGAUAACAUCUGGAGAGGAUGGAUAUCGGAAUGCUUAAAAACUAGCAUGGUGUCUGUUCUAAUUAAUGGAAGCGCCACCAAAGAGUUUGCCAUGUCAAGGGGGCUCAGGCAAGAAGACCCGCUAGCCCCGUUCCUAUUUUUGAUAGUGGCAGAAGCUAUAAAUGGACUAACUUCAGUAGCCAUUGCAAAAGGCUUCCUUAAGGGAAUAAGAGUCGAAGAUGGAGAGCUAAGGAUCAGCCACUUGCAAUUCGCAGAUGACACAUUAUUUAUGGGUGAAGCAACAGAAAACAAUAUAUGGACAGUUAAAUGUAUCAUGAGAGCAUUUGAAAUGGUGUCCGGCUUGAAGCAUACAAGAUAUGGGCCAAUGGACAGAAGGGUGCUUGAGCUGGAGAUUACAGUGGAGAAGAACACUUUGAGCUUGGGAAGAGGACUCACUACAAAAAUUGCUCGAGGCCAUAAAGGACAUAAAGCUGGUGCAAAAUGCUGAGGACACAUGGAGCUGGAAACUAGUAGAUGGGGGUACGAAAUUGAAGGGUAUACAUAUCUUGUUAAAGACUCGGCUUGUUCUUAUCCAUGUGCGUAUAUAUAUGGCCCCCUUUCAUUUACUGCCUUGGCUUGCCUAAAGAGAUAAUUGCUUUUGACUGGACGAUGUUUCUGUCAUUUUAGACGACUCUUCUCUUCACGUUGCUGAUUGGUUUUUGUCACUGUCUCAGGAAUAUGUUCCGUUUCAUACCUUUAUGUUAUGGUACUAAGGUAGUUUGCCCAUACCUUGAGCCCUCAGUCCCCUCAUCCUGCCAAACGGCUUCUUCCAAUCUGCAUUUCAGCUGAAAUGGGUGGGCAAUGCCCUGGUUUGGAAAUCUCCAUGUAAAUUUACCAAGAAUCAAUGCACUGAUUCUCU